AUGGUCUUCUUCAGACGGUGUCUUGCCCUGGCGGCCCUGUCCUUGUCUCACGCGGCUUUCGCACUGCACGAUCUUUCCACUCGGGCUCAAUCCCCGACUAAUCUCUGCGGAGACUAUGAUUACAUGAUCCUUGCAAAUUCGCCAUGGAUUGUCUACAAUAUGCUGUACAAUGCCGCUCAGAUGGUCGGCACACAAUGUACAACUUACGAGGGGGUCACCACAAGCGACAGCGGCACCAAGGAGGUUCUAUGGAGCAGCGUGACGAACAUCGACUAUGUCGAGAGCACGAACAAUGUCCCCAAGGGGUACUCGUUUGUCGGUCUGACGCAGAAUCUCGAGACCAAACUGUCCGCUGUCGACUCAAUCCCGGCAGUCUACAACUGGACGCGUACCAAUACCACUGAUUUUAAGGGUGCGAUAACCCACUACGCCACAGAGUCGUCUCCAAUGCUGAUCAUCCAAGCAGGAAACAUUUGCUUCGACUUUGUGACCAAUGAUAUCAAAGGUGACUCGACUUCGUCUUCCUCGCGCGAGCUCAUGCUGUGGCUGCAGUACGAGGGCGGCCAGCUCCCCAUCGGCUGGACCAAUGGACCUGCUGCCACCAUUGACCAUCUCUUCGGGACCUCGUGGACGCUGUACGAGGAUGUCAAUACCGACACCGGGAUAACGGUCAGCACCCUGAUGCCUACCAAGCAGUUUGAGGGCUCUUUCUCCGGCGAUCUGAAGGACUGGUUGCUCGCGAUGGCCGAUCUGGGCCGGUUUACCGAGUCGACAUAUGUCAAUGUCGGCAAUGCUGGGACGGAGUUCUUCUACGGAAAUGCCGUGAUGAACGCGACCCUCGGGUUGCAGAUUAACCUGGCGUGA
Messenger RNA from Aspergillus thermomutatus, 864 nucleotides. RefSeq lists its product as uncharacterized. The coding region runs from base 1 to 864 and encodes 287 amino acids. The record is from RefSeq and is a predicted model, not a curated record. Gene Ontology annotation, biological process: polysaccharide catabolic process. NCBI's taxonomy places the organism in Eukaryota, Fungi, Ascomycota, Eurotiomycetes, Eurotiales, Aspergillaceae. The transcript has 3 exons. Gene Ontology annotation, molecular function: cellulase activity.